This is a messenger RNA of Lepisosteus oculatus (spotted gar), 3647 nucleotides long. RefSeq names its product periostin. The record is from RefSeq and is a predicted model, not a curated record. NCBI's taxonomy places the organism in Eukaryota, Metazoa, Chordata, Actinopteri, Semionotiformes, Lepisosteidae. Gene Ontology annotation, biological process: cell adhesion; extracellular matrix organization. Gene Ontology annotation, molecular function: cell adhesion molecule binding. Gene Ontology annotation, cellular component: extracellular matrix.
CUUGCAGACUUUGUCCCAUUUCUGUUCGCUUUUUUGGUCCAGCCAGCAGGGUGAUUAAGGAUGAAGCUCCUCACUGUGGCUGCCGUCACCAUUUUUGUCCUGUCUGCCUUUGACCAGGCAGACUCCUCUGCUUAUGACAAGAUUGUAACCCACAGUCGAAUUAGAGCAAAGAAUGAGGGACCCAAUGUGUGUGCUCUUCAGCAAGUAAUGGGAACCAAAAAGAAAUAUUUCAGCACUUGCAGGAACUGGUACCAGGGAGCAAUCUGUGGCAAAAAAGCCACAGUGCUAUAUGAAUGCUGCCCUGGAUACAUGAAACUGGAUGGAAUGAGAGGCUGCCCUGCAGUGGCUCCUAUUGACAAUGUGUAUGGCACCCUUGGCCUUGUUAAUGCCAUCACAACUCAAGAUUAUUCUGAUAGGUCAAAGCUGAGAGAGGAGAUUGAAGGACAUGGAUCGUACACAUUCUUUGCACCAAGUAAUGAAGCUUGGGAUUUGCUGGAUCCUGAAGUAAGGAGUGGAUUAGUGAGCAACGUGAACAUUGAGCUGUACAAUGCUCUGCACUACCACAUGGUGAACAAGCGUCUUUUGACUAAAGAUCUGAAGAAUGGCAUGACAGUGGAAUCAAUGUACGACAAGCAGGGUCUGCUCAUCAACCAUUACUCAAAUGGGGUGGUUACAGUGAACUGUGCCAGGGUCAUCCAUGGCAAUCAGAUCGCCACCAAUGGGGUCGUUCAUGUGAUUGAUCGUGUCAUCACUGGCGUUGGGAACACCAUUCAAGAUGUGAUUGAAGUUGAUGAUGACCUGACCUCCCUGAGUGCUGCUACUGUUGCAUCUGGCUUGCUGGAUAAACUCGGGGAGCCUGGACACUACACUGUUUUCGCUCCCACUAACGAAGCCUUUGAGAAGCUGCCCAGAGCUGUGCUGGAAAGGAUCAUGAGUGACAAGGUGGCCCUGCAAGCCCUGCUGAAAUUCCACAUUCUGGACUCGGUGCAGUGCUCUGAGGCCAUCAUGGCUGGCAGCUCUUACGAGACGCUGGAGGGCAACAACAUCGAGAUCGGCUGCGACGGCGAGAGCCUGACAGUGAACGGAAUCAAGAUGGUGAAGCGCAAGGAUGUCGUGACCAGCAAUGGUGUCAUCCACUUCAUCGACCAGGUCCUGAUCCCCAAUUCAGCUAAACAGGUUCUGGAGCUCACUGGACCCUCUCAGUCCACCUUCACUGAUAUGAUUGCUCAGCUGGGUCUGGCCGGUUCCUUCAGACCUGAGGCAGAGUACACCCUGUUGGCCCCACUGAAUGGAGCUUUCACAGAUGAAGUGCUAGCUAUGGACCAGAGGCGUCUGAAGAUCAUCCUGCAGAAUCACAUCCUGAAGCUGAAAGUUGGUCUGAGCCAGCUGUACAAUGGACAGCUCCUGGAGACCCUCGGAGGGAAGAUUCUCAGGGUCUUCAUUUACCGCACUGCUGUCUGCAUUGAGAACUCUUGCAUGGUGCGAGGCAGCAAAGAAGGGAGAAACGGUGCCAUCCACCUUUUCAGAGAAAUCAUCACACCAGCGGAAAAGUCAAUGUUUGAAAUCCUGAAGAGUGAUGCGCGAUUUAGCAUGUUCUUGCAGCUGAUGGAUGUUGCCGGCCUGACUGAGGUACUCAAGCAGAAAGGAGAUUGGACUCUCUUUGCACCAACCAAUGAUGCUUUUGAGGGUCUGACUCAGAAGGAGAUUGAGAUUCUUACGAGUGACCCCAAUGCCCUCAAGACCAUUCUGCUAUACCACUUGAGCAAUGGCGUUUUCAUCGGUGGUGGAAUGGAGAGUGGAGUCACCAAUCUUCUGAAAUCCAUGGCAGGCAGCAACCUUAUGGUGAAAGCAAUUAACAACACUAUCCUGGUGAACGAGGUGAAAGCAGAUAAAAGCGAUGUCAUGGCAACAAACGGUGUCGUUCACAUUGUCAAGUCUCUUCUCUAUCCACGAGAUAUCCCUGUUGGAAACCAACAGCUCCUGACCAUACUGAAAAGACUGAUCAAGCACAUUCAGCUCAAGUUUAUUCAGGGAUACAGAUACCAAGAAAUUCCUCUGACAUUCUUAACAAAGAUAAUUAAAACAGAGGUACGUGAACCUGAGAUUAAAAUAAUUGGAGGCGGAACUCAGACAGUCACCAGAGUCAUCCAAGGAGAUUCCAUGCUCAAGGAUCAGGAAUACAGGUAUCAUGCAGCCACUGGGAGAAACAGUUACCAUGUCCUCAAAGGACCUCAGAUUACAAAAAUUACUAGGGUUGUUGAUGGACAGCCAUCUAUCACUAAGGUGACAAGAGUCAUUGAAGGUGAACCUGCCAUUACCAAGGUGACCCGGGUCAUCGAGGGAGACCCAGCCCUUACCAAGGUUACACGAGUCAUUGAGGGAGAUCCCACCCUUACCAAGGUUACACGUGUCAUUGAAGGUCCUCAGUACGCAGUCACUCAUGUUUCCACCGAUGGCCAGCAUGAAAUUGAUGGAGAGAUCAAGAAGAUUCUCAGUGAAGAAGCUACCAAGGUUACGAAACUACUUGAAAGUGAAGCACACUUACUUGAAGAAGAAGAAAUCAAAAGGCUUCUCCAGGGAGCUGGAACUGGGUACACCAAAGUGACCAAAGUGAUUCAGGGGGAGCCUCAAGUCAUUGAAGGACCUUUUUCCCAGUACCACACCACAAUCGAAGGAGAGCCCCAGCAACUGGAGUCUGAUUCAGAGAAAGUCACCACAUUCAUUCAAGGAACAGUGAGAAAUCCUUCUAGAAGAAUUCCAACAGCACCCCGAAGAAGGACUAGACUCGCCCAGCAUAAACGAAUCCCUCGGCAGUGAUUGAGUAAUUGGGAAAUCUCACUACCACUUCCAUAUAAUACUUUGUGAGGAGAAUGAGAGUAAAAGUAAACCAUCAGGACCAAAACCAAGAGCCAAACUGGUCCAAACGCAAGAUAGGUAAAUGCCUCUGGGAUAAAUAAAUGUAAAAACCUCAGUGGAAAUGAUCACUUGAUGCUUGUCAGCCCUACGCCAAAUAACCAUCUUUAUAGCUGUAAGAAAAUGUUGCAUUCCAAAUGAGUAUUUAGACCACCUCAUAUAUUAACACUGUACCUGAAUACACGUGAGAACUUGUGAAAUGUGGUGUGGGAAUGGGAAGAUAGUAAUUAAAGAAUAUACACCAUGUAUUUCCAUUUUUUAGAAAAAAGUCUGGCAAUGGAACAUAUUUUUUUUUCUUUUGGAGGCCAUUCCUUGGCUAGUGAUUAUGAUGCAGGUCAGAUAAAAAGGAAUGGUUACAUCUGCAUGAUCAAAACUUAUUGGUGCUCACAUUCAGAACUAAGAAUGCUUUUCUUCAAUGAAAUAAAGUAAUGCUUUGCUCUUUUCAGGUACUAACUGAUGAUGUAAAUUAUGUAACUUGACUCUUGGCCAGGUUUUAUCAUUCUAGUUCUGAUUUCUUUCAGUGGUUCAUUUUAGCUAUACGCAUCUGUUUUUUGUUUUGUUUUUUGUUUUUAUUUUUUUAAGAGACUAGCCACUGAAAUGCAUCUUUCAUAUUUUCUGAAAGCCAUUUUUGGUUGUUUUCUGUACAUUUAUUGUACACAAAGCUUAUAAUGUUUUCUGUGCCUUUUUUACUUGUUUUAGGAAAUGAUUAUUCAAUAAAAAACUUUAUUGAAUGU